This is a messenger RNA of Sphenostylis stenocarpa, 756 nucleotides long. Lineage: Eukaryota; Viridiplantae; Streptophyta; Magnoliopsida; Fabales; Fabaceae. The record is from the annotation of a GenBank genome assembly.
AUGAAGAACAUUGGUACAUCCUCCAAAUGGAAUGCUGUUUUCAUUCCACAUGGGCCUGGUGCUGUACAAGAUGUUGCUUCACAGAUCAGGACUGCUGUUGGGUGCUUUGUGAAGAUGGGACAAGUGUUUGGUUUGCUACGUUGCGUGCAAGUGGAGCAGCCAAUCGUGGCUAUUAAGGAAGUGUUUGGAAAAUUCAAAGAUUUUCUUGAACCUGGCUGCCACUGUGUGUCAUGUUAUUUCAGCAGUUGUCUUUCUGGUGAACUUGCUUCGGGUGUCGACCAGCUAGAUGUUCCUUGUGAAACCAAGACAAAGGCAAAAUUGAAAAUUAAUGUCACUCCAUUGUCUGCACUUGACAUGAAGAAGGAUAUCGAGCCAGAUAGGCGUGUGAAGAGAGCCAUGAAUGAGAUCAAUGCUGCUGGAAGAUUGAGGGUGGCCUCAAGUGAUAAAGCAGAAGCAGAGAAGAUAUUAAAAAUAAAGCGAGCAGAAGGGGAGGCAGAAUCAAAGUACGAAGGAGGUCAAGCCAUAGUAGAUGAGAUGAGGGACGGUGUGUUGGUUUUCUCUGAGAAAAUGCCUGGGACAACACCAAAGAAUAUCAUGGACGCGGUUAUCAUGACCGAAUAUUUUGACACAAUGAAGGACAUUGGUGCAUCCACCAAAUCCAGUGGUGUCUUCAUUCCAUAUGGACCUGGUGGGGUACAAGAUGUUGCUUCACAAAUCAGGGAUGAUUAUCUCCAAGGAAAUACCACAAAUUCUUGA